Molecule: messenger RNA, 4552 nt
Organism: Lepisosteus oculatus (spotted gar)
Lineage: Eukaryota; Metazoa; Chordata; Actinopteri; Semionotiformes; Lepisosteidae
Gene: pik3r4
Product: phosphoinositide-3-kinase, regulatory subunit 4
Biological process (GO): protein targeting to vacuole; macroautophagy; protein phosphorylation
Cellular component (GO): late endosome; phosphatidylinositol 3-kinase complex, class III, type I; nucleus-vacuole junction
Molecular function (GO): ATP binding; protein binding; protein serine/threonine kinase activity
Source: RefSeq, a predicted model, not a curated record
UUUGUUGUUGUUGUGAUGCUAGCACUGUACUGUACAGUUACAAGGAAGGAUGUGCUUGCGCUGAUGCAGGAUUCCGGGAUAAAUAGGAAUUGUGUUUUUCUGGCUCUAAUAUGUUCAUGUCGUCGUCUGUGUUGCGGAAAGAACAAGAUUAAGUUUCAUGAGAAAUAAUGAACGCCGCAUAGUUUUUUUUUCAGUGAAAUACCACUUCACUGUUUCGCUAACAGGGAAUAGUUCUGACUAGACUGCACGGGGUUGAACAGAGGGAGCAUCAUGGGGAACCAGCUUGCUGGGAUCGCGCCAUCGCAGAUUCUCAGUGUCGACAGCUACUUUUCAGACAUCCAUGACUUUGAAUACGAUAAAAGCCUUGGGAGCACCAGGUUCUUCAAGGUUGCGAGGGCGAAACACAGGGAGGGCUUGGUAGUGGUUAAGGUCUUCGCUAUUCAGGACCCUUCGUUGCCUCUGACGAGCUACAAACAGGAGCUGGAGGAGCUGAAGAUCCGCCUGCACUCAUCGCAGAACUGCCUCCCGUUUCAAAAGGCAACUCUCACGGAGAAGGCGGCCAUGCUCUUUCGGCAGUACGUCCGAGACAACCUGUACGACCGGAUCAGUACCAGGCCCUUCCUGAACAACAUCGAGAAGAAGUGGAUCGCCUUCCAGAUCCUGAACGCGGUCGACCAAGCUCACAAGUCUGGGGUCCGCCAUGGAGACAUCAAGACGGAGAACGUCAUGGUGACGAGCUGGAACUGGGUCCUGCUCACCGACUUUGCCAGUUUCAAGCCCACCUACCUGCCUGAGGACAACCCCGCUGAUUUCAAUUACUUUUUCGACACCUCCAGAAGAAGGACGUGCUAUAUCGCGCCAGAGCGCUUCGUAGACGGCAGUAUGUUUGCCACGGAGAGCGACCAAACCACCCCUCUGGUAGACCUCACCAGUAACAGUCAGAGAACGCGAGGAGAGCUCAAACAGGCCAUGGACAUUUUCUCUGCAGGUUGUGUUAUAGCAGAGCUUUUCACAGAAGGAGUACCCUUGUUUGACCUCUCCCAGUUGCUGGCUUACAGAAAGGGACAUUUUCAGACGGAACAAGUACUAAUGAAAAUUGAGGAUCGGAGUAUCAGGGAUCUGGUGGCUCAGAUGGUCCAGCGCGAGCCGGAUCAGCGCUUGACAGCAGAGGAGUACUUGAAACAGCAGAGGGGCAACGCCUUCCCUGACAUCUUCUACACCUUUCUGCAGCCUUACAUGGCCCAGUUUGCGAAAGAGACCUUUCAGUCUGCAGACGAGCGCAUCCUCGUGAUCCGCAAGGACCUGGAGAACAUCAUCCACAACCUCUGCGGGGGCGACCGCGCGGAGAAGUCCGAGGGGGACACCAAAGAGCACGGAUUGGUUAUCCUGGUGUCCGUCAUCACCUCUUGCUUGCAGACCCUCCGCUACUGCGACUCCAAGCUGGCGGCUCUGGAGCUCAUCCUGCACCUGGCCGAGAGGCUCUGCGUGGCGAUCGUGCUGGAUCGCAUCACUCCUUAUCUGCUGCACUUCUGCAAUGACCCGGUGCCCCGGGUGAGGGCAGAGGCCGUGAGAACCCUCACCAAAGUGCUCGCGCUUGUCAAGGAGGUGCCCCGCAAUGACAUCAACAUCUACCCAGAAUACAUCCUGCCUGGGAUUGCCCAUCUAGCCCAGGAUGAAGCCACCAUAGUUAGACUUGCCUAUGCAGAGAACAUAGCACUCCUGGCUGAGACCGCCCUUCGCUUUCUGGAGCUGGUUCAGGAGAAUAACCUGAAUGUGGAACAUGAUUUAAAUGGAGAAGAUGCUGAAGAAGCUCUGCAUCCCAAUGAAAACUAUGACUCUGAGCUGCAGGCCCUGCACGAGAUGGUGCAGCAGAAGGUGGUGACGCUGCUCAGCGACCCCGAGAACAUUGUGAAGCAGACGCUCAUGGAGAACGGCAUCACCCGCCUCUGCGUCUUCUUCGGCCGGCAGAAGGCCAACGACGUGCUCCUCUCCCACAUGAUCACCUUUCUCAACGACAAGAACGACUGGCACCUCCGGGGGGCCUUUUUCGACAGCAUCGUGGGGGUUGCAGCGUACGUGGGCUGGCAGAGCUCCUCCAUCCUGAAGCCCCUCCUGCAGCAGGGCCUGAGUGACGCCGAGGAGUUCGUCAUCUACAAAGCCCUCCACGCCCUCACCUGCAUGUGUCAGCUGGGGCUGCUGCAGAAGCCCCACAUCGACGAGUUUGUCGGGGAUAUCGCUCCCUUUCUCUGCCAUCCUAACCUCUGGAUCCGGUAUGGGGCAGUUGGGUUCAUGACUGUUGUGGCUCAGCACCUCAACAUAGCAGAUGUUUACUGCAAGUUGAUGCCUCAUUUAAAUCCCUUUAUUACCCAGCCAAUCAUACAGAUUGACAAGGAAAUAGUCCUCCUCAGUGUUCUGAAGGAACCUGUGAGCCGUUCCAUAUUCGACUAUGCGUUGAGGUCGAAAGAUAUCGGCAGCUUGUUCAGGCACCUGCAUCUCCGCCAGAAGAAACGCAUCGGUUCCAUUCCUGAGUGUCCUGGGCCUGAGGACCCAGCUGUAGGGCAGAUUCUGAAGAAACUGCUCUCACAGGGAAUGACUGAAUCUGAGGAAGAUAAGCUGUUGGCUCUGAAAGACUUCAUGCUAAAAUCAAACAAGGCCAAGGCUAACAUUAUGGACCAGAGCCACCUGAAUGACAGUGCCCAGAGUGGAGUGAUUGAUCUGGGCAUGUUGGGAAUCACUGGCCGACACGUUGAUCUCAUCAAACCCAAACAAGAAGCAGAGGAAAAAAGAGCAAGAAAACAAACAAAGCAAGACUCCAACAUGAACGAAGAGUGGAAAAGCAUGUUUGGUUCCUUGGAGCCUUCAAACGCAACGCAGACGGUGCCCGACGGAGCAGGGCCUCAGCCCCGGAAGACCGCCUCGUCCCCGGCGGUGGUGCAGCCCGCCGGCGGCUCCUCGGCCUACCAGAGGAGGAUCACCACCUGCAAGACCGAGCUGCAGCAGCUGGUGCAGCAGAAGAGGGAGCAGUGCAGCGCGGAGAGGAUGACCCAGCAGAUGAUGGAGAGUGCAGAGUGGGAGACCAGGCCGCCCCCUCCAGGAUGGCACCCCAAGGGCCUCCUGGUGGCUCACCUGCACGAACACAAAUCGGCAGUCAGUCGCAUCCGGGUUUCCGACGAGCACUCCAUUUUUGCAACAUGCUCCAAUGAUGGAACAGUGAAAAUCUGGGACAGCCAGAAAAUGGAAGGAAAGACCACAACUACCAGGUCGGUGCUGACUUACUCGCGCAUUGGCGGACAUGUGAAAACGCUCACGUUCUGUCAGGGUUCACAUCUAUUAGCUGUCGCCUCGGAUAAUGGAUCUAUCCAGCUCCUGGCAAUUGAAGCAAACAAGCCUCCCAAGUCUCCCAAAGUUCAUCCGUUUCAAACCAGGUUCUUGGACCAGAAGGACGAUGGCUGUGUGGUCGAUAUGCAUCACUUCAACGCGGGGGCGCAGUCCGUGCUGGCCUACGCCACUGUGAAUGGCUCUCUGGUUGGGUGGGACCUCAGGUCAUCCACCAACGCAUGGACUCUGAAGCAUGACCUCAGACUGGGCCUCAUCACGUCCUUUGCAGUUGACAUACAUCAGUGUUGGCUAUGUGUUGGUACAAGCAACGGUACAAUGGCUUGCUGGGACAUGAGAUUUCAGCUUCCAAUCUCCAAUCACUCGCACCCUGCCAGGGCUCGGAUCAGGAGGCUCCUUAUGCACCCUCUCUACCAGUCAUCCGUUAUAGCAGCUGUCCAGGGAAACAAUGAGGUCUCCAUGUGGGACAUGGAAACGGGAGAUCGGAAAUUUACCUUGUGGGCUAGUUCGACCCCUCCUCUGUCUGAAAUGCAGCCAUCUCCCCACAGUGUCCAUGGGAUAUACUGCAGUCCCGCGGAUGGGAACCCUUUGCUCUUGACUGCUGGAUCGGAUAUGAGGAUACGGUUUUGGGACCUUGCUUACCCAGAGAGGUCCUAUAUUGUCGCUGGGGGAGCCAAUGACUCCCUUCACUGCCCCUCUGUCUUCUACAGUCGCAAGAUUAUCGAAGGGACAGAAGUUGUACAGGAAAUCCACAGCAAGCAGAAGAGUGGAUCCACAGAAGAUGUGCCUCGUCGUGGACCAGAGUCUCUGCCCAUGGGCCACCAUGAUAUCAUCACGGACAUCGCCACUUUCCAAACCACGCAGGGCUUUAUAGUGACGUCUUCCAGAGACGGCAUUGUUAAAGUGUGGAAAUAAGAGCACUGUCCCUCCCAGAGAUGCAGUCAGUCAUAUUGUACUAUAUAUAGCAGUCUAUGUAAAGACACUUUAAGUUAAUCAGAGAGAAGCUGUUAGCACUGAUAUUGUAGAAUAUGUAUUGAAAAGGCAGCAGCAUUGCCUAAACAGAUUCGCUCCUUCAGAAGAAUGUAAAAGAACGAUGCCAACAAGAUCUGUAUAGUAAACUGAAUAAAUGUGUUCAGACUUCGAGUUGUGUUUAGCACUCCAGCUCUGUGACCAGGCUUCUGCCUUCUCAUGUGGCUUUUGUCUUUCAUUUCAAACG